AUGGAUGUUGAAGGUCCAUCAAUCAAACAGGAUUCUUUUAUAGCAACAACACCUGAUCAGCAAAUUCGUAUAACGAUGCAGCCAUUCUCAAAGACUGACCCUGUCAGCAGAAAAAAGAGGCAAACAGGAGCAAUGUAUCUUGUUACUUGUUAUGAUUGUCGGAUUUUCAGCCGUAUUCAAGGCUAUUUAUCGAGUAAAGAUUUGUUGGAACCUGUCAAAGUCAUGUUACUGGGUAGACUUCCACCUAUUACGGCCCAAACUGUCAAAAUUAGCAUACGUUUAGCUCAAACGCUGCUAUUCCCACUGACAAUGUGCUGGCACAAACGUAUCUGGAAUUUGACUUUGCGAGAGCAUUUGAUCGUCUAUACCAGCACUUAUUUCUCCGUCCUGGGAGGAGCGUAUUGCUCGUUGGGCAAACAAAAUACGAAUUAUGCUUAUAAAGCAGGUGCAUUGGCUAUACAACAAAUUAGGUUAGCCAGAAAGCUGAAGCAUCCGAUACUUGAAUAUAAAUGCUGGCUCUAUUUUGCGGAGGAUUUGAUUCAAUUAGGACAGAUCGAGAAAGCCGAGAAGAUCAUCCAAGAAAAACAAAGCGCGUUAAAAGUAGAUAAGCAGCUUGCUGACAUUACAAAUACGUUAAACGGCAUGCUGGCAUCUGUUAAAACAAAACUAGAGUCGCGGAAGAAAAAUUGCAAAAAGAGCAAGUACCUACGAGCAUGCAAAAUGAGCCUCUUUAAAAAAGAGAACGGCAAUUCAGGCGUUGAGGUCAAUUAA
Molecule: messenger RNA, 771 nt
Organism: Mycotypha africana
Lineage: Eukaryota; Fungi; Mucoromycota; Mucoromycetes; Mucorales; Mycotyphaceae
Exons: 3
Coding region: 1-771 (256 amino acids)
Source: RefSeq, a predicted model, not a curated record